This is a messenger RNA of Acanthosepion pharaonis, 2349 nucleotides long. The record is from the annotation of a GenBank genome assembly. Lineage: Eukaryota; Metazoa; Mollusca; Cephalopoda; Sepiida; Sepiidae.
AUGUGUUCAACAUUUCACAAACGUAAUAUUUUUAACAGAUUCUCCAAAAGACAGUAUUUAAAUUUAAGUGACACUCAUUCAUUAUAUUAUUUUUAUUUUAUCUUUUUUUUAUUUUCUUUCCUUUCCUCCUUACAUCCUUCUUUCCUUCAUUCCUUUUUCCUUCCUAUUUCCUUUUUUCCUUCCUUCCAUCCUUCGUUCAUUCUUUCGUUCGUUCUGUCUUUCCUUCCUUCCUUCCUUCCUUCCUUCCUUCCUUCCUUCAUUCAUUCUUUCGUUCGUUCUGUCUUUCCUUCCUUCCUUCUGUCUUUCCUUCUUCUCCCUUCCCCCUCCCUCCCUCUUUUCUUUCUUCCUUCUGUCCUUUCUUCCUGCCUCCUCUCUUUCCUUCUUCCUUUCUUCAUUCUUUCGUUCUAUCCUUCCUUCUUGUCUCUCUCCAUCCUAUCCUCCUCCCUUCCUUCCUUCCCGCCUUCCUGCCUGUCUGUCUCUCUCCCUCCUAUCCACCAUCCUUCCUUCUGUCCUUCCUUCCUUCCUUCCUUCAUUCAUUCCUUGUCUUCACAUUCUUCCUCUCUUCCUUCCUUCCUUCCUUCCUUACUUCCUUCCUUCCUUCAUUCAUUCAUUCCUUGUCUUCCCAUUCUUCCUCUCUCCCGCCUACCUCUCUUCCUUCCUUCCUUCCUUCUUUCCUUCCCUCCUUCCUUCCUUCCUUCAUUCAUUCAUUCUUUCGUUCGUUCGUUCGUUCGUUCUGUCCUUCCUUCCUUCCUUCGGUCUUUCCUUCCUCUCUAUUCCCUCUCCUCCUUCCUUUCUUUCUUCCUUCUGUCCCUCCUUUCUGGCUCUCUGUCUCCUCCCUUUUCUUCUUCCUUUUCUUUAUUCCUUCUUUCCUUCCUUCCUUCCUUCCUUCCUUCCUUCCUUCUUGUCUCUCUCCAUCCUAUCCUCCUCCCUUCCUUCCUUCCCCUGCCUGCCUGUCUGUCUCUCUCCCUCCUAUCCACCAUCCUUCCUUCUGUCCUUCCUUCCUUCCUUCCUUCAUUCAUUCCUUGUCUUCACAUUCUUCCUCUCUUCCUUCCUUCUUCCUUCCUUCCUUCCUUCUUCCUUCCUUCCUUCAUUCAUUCAUUCCUUGUCUUCCCAUUCUUCCUCUCUCCCGCCUACCUCUCUUCCUUCCUUCCUUCCUUCUUUCCUUCCCUCCUUCCUUCCUUCCUUCCUUCAUUCAUUCAUUCUUUCGUUCGUUCGUUCGUUCGUUCGUUCUGUCCUUCCUUCCUUCCUUCGGUCUUUCCUUCCUCUCUAUUCCCUCUCCCUCCUUCCUUUCUUUCUUCCUUCUGUCCCUCCUUUCUGGCUCUCUGUCUCCUCCCUUUUCUUCUUCCAUUCUUUAUUCCUUCUUUCCUUCCUUCCUUCCUUCCUUCCUUCCUUCCUUCCUUCUGUCCUUCUUUCCUCUCUCCCUCCGCUAUCCCUGCUCUCUCCUUCCUUCCUUUCUUCCUUCUUUCCUUCUGUCCUUCUUUCCUGUCUCUCUCCAUCCUAUCCCCCUCCUUCCUUCCUGCCUGCCUGCGUCUCUACCUCCUUCCUUCCUUCUAUCCUUCCUUCCUUCUGUCUUUCCUUCCUUUCCCUUCCCUCCUUUUUCCUUUCUUCCUUCUGUCCUUUCUUCCUGCUUUCUCUCCUUCCUUCCUUCCUUCCUUCUUUCUUUCUUCAUUGCUUCUGCACUUCCUUCUUCUCUCCCUCCGUUCUCCCUGCCUUCUUCUUCCUUCCUUCCUUCCUUCCUUCCUUCCUUCCUGCCAGCCUUUCUCUCUCCUAUCCUCCAUCGUUCCUUCUGUCGUUCCUUCUUUCAUUCAUUCAUUCCUUGUCCUCCUAUCCUUUCUUUCUCCCUCCUACCUCUAUGCCUUCCUUCCUUCCUUCCUUUUUUCCUUCCUUCCUUCCUUCCUUCCUUCCUUCUUUCUUUCUUCAUUGCUUCUGCACUUCCUUCUUCUCUCCCUCCGUUCUCCCUGCCUUCUUCUUCCUUCCUUCCUUCCUUCCUUCCUUCCUUCCUUCCUUCCUUCCUUUCUUCCUUCCUUCCUGCCUGCCAGCCUUUCUCUCUCCUAUCCUCCAUCGUUCUUUCUGUCGUUCCUUCUUUCAUUCAUUCAUUCCUUGUCCUCCUAUCCUUUCUUUCUCCCUCCUACCUCUAUGCCUUCCUUCCUUCCUUCCUUCCUUUUUUCCUUCCUUCCUUCCUUCUUUUUCUUCCUUCCUUCUUUUUCUUCCUUCCUUCCUUCCUUCCUUCCUUUUUUCCUUCCUUCCUUCCUUCCUUCCUUCUUUUUCUUCCUUCCUUCUUUUUCUUCCUUCCUUCCUUCCUUCCUUCCUUCCUUCCUUCCGUCCGUCCGUCCGUCCAUAUUAUGUUGA